CUUCGCCUGCGUCGCUGCUUCAGCGCGGGCCGCUGGCCCCGGGGGUGUGAGGGCGCGCAGCGCGGCCGGCGGGGCCCAGGGCGGCGCGGAGGCCCACCGCGGACGCUCUCCACCUCCUGUGGCCUGGACCCAGCCUACCAGGGCUAAAAAUAUUGCCCGGAGGCUCCUGAGCGGAAUCAGAUCGUGCUAAGUAGGGCACAACGCUGCCGAGGCGACAGAGCGUCUCAGCCCCAGGGUUGGAGGAAGGCUCUGGAGCGGUAGCUCCCGCCCCCGCUCGCCUGGCGGCUAGAGGUCUCUCUCAGCCCCGCAGCCAGGUGUGUGUGGAAGCCAAUAUGAAGCUGAAAAAGCAGGUGACAGUGUGUGGGGCUGCUAUUUUCUGCGUGGCUGUCUUCUCGCUCUACCUCAUGUUGGACCGAGUACAACAUGAUCCUGCUCGACACCAGAACGGUGGGAACUUCCCCCGGAGUCAGAUAUCUGUGCUGCAGAACCGCAUUGAACAGCUGGAGCAGCUGUUGGAGGAGAACCAUGAGAUCAUCAGCCACAUCAAGGACUCUGUGCUGGAGCUGACAGCCAACGUGGAGGGCCCACCCGCCCUGGUGCCCUACUAUGUGGCCAACGGCUCCUGGGUGGUGCCGCCAGAGCCCCGGCCCAGCUUCUUCUCCAUCUCCCCUCAAGACUGCCAGUUUGCUUUGGGGGGCCGCGGCCAGAAGCCAGAGCUGCAGAUGCUGACUGUGUCAGAGGAGUUACCGUUUGACAAUGUGGAUGGCGGCGUGUGGAAGCAAGGCUUCGACAUCUCUUACAGCCCCCGCGACUGGGACACCGAAAGCCUGCAGGUGUUCGUGGUCCCCCACUCUCACAAUGACCCGGGCUGGCUCAAGACCUUUGACAAGUACUACACAGAACAGACCCAACACAUCCUCAACAACAUGGUGUCCAAGCUGCAGGAGGACCCCCGGCGGCGCUUCAUCUGGGCAGAAGUCUCCUUCUUCGCCAAGUGGUGGGACAACAUCAGUGCCCAAAAGAGAGCAGCAGUCCGAAGGCUGGUGGGAAACGGGCAGCUGGAGAUUGCAACAGGAGGCUGGGUGAUGCCGGACGAGGCCAACUCCCACUACUUUGCAUUGAUUGACCAGCUCAUUGAGGGCCACCAGUGGCUGGAGAAGAACCUGGGUGCAACCCCGCGCUCAGGCUGGGCGGUGGACCCCUUUGGGUACAGCCCCACCAUGCCUUACCUGCUGCGCCGUGCCAACCUGACCAGCAUGCUGAUUCAGAGGGUGCACUAUGCCAUCAAGAAGCACUUUGCUGCCAGCCACAGCCUGGAGUUCAUGUGGAGGCAGACCUGGGACUCGGACGCCAGCACAGACAUCUUCUGCCACAUGAUGCCUUUCUACAGCUACGAUGUCCCGCAUACGUGUGGCCCGGAUCCCAAAAUCUGCUGCCAGUUUGAUUUCAAGCGCUUGCCUGGUGGGCGUAUCAGCUGCCCUUGGAAGGUGCCGCCCCGGGCUAUCACGGAGGCCAAUGUGGCCGAGAGGGCAGGCCUGCUCCUGGACCAGUACAGGAAGAAGUCCCGGCUGUUCCGGAGCAACGUGCUCCUGGUGCCGCUGGGCGAUGAUUUCCGCUAUGACAAGCCCCAGGAGUGGGACGCCCAGUUCUUCAACUACCAGCGGCUCUUUGACUUCCUCAACAGCAAGCCUGACCUCCACGUGCAGGCCCAGUUUGGCACCCUCUCCGACUAUUUUGACGCUCUCUACAAGAGGACAGGGGUGGAGCCGGGGGCCCGGCCUCCAGGUUUCCCCGUGCUGAGCGGGGAUUUCUUCUCCUACGCUGACCGGGAGGACCACUACUGGACAGGCUAUUACACCUCACGGCCUUUCUACAAGAACCUGGACCGCGUCCUGGAAGCGCACCUGCGGGGCGCAGAGAUUCUGUACAGCCUGGCUGUGGCUCACGCCCGCCGCGCUGGACUGGCCAGCCAGUUCCCGCUCUCGAACUUUGCCCUUCUGACGGAUGCACGGCGCACGCUGGGGCUCUUCCAGCACCACGACGCCAUCACGGGCACCGCCAAGGAGGCCGUUGUGGUGGACUAUGGGGUCAGGCUUCUGCGCUCCCUUGUCAGCCUGAAGCAGGUCAUCAUUAACGCAGCUCACUACCUGGUGCUAGGGGACAAGAAGACCUACCACUUUGACCCAGAGGUGCCCUUCCUGCAGAUGGAUGACACCCGCUUAAAUCACGACGCCCUUCCAGAGCGCACAGUGAUCCAGCUGGAAUCCUCACCCAGGUACGUGGUGCUAUUCAACCCGCUGGAACAGGAGCGGCUCAGCGUGGUGUCCCUGCUGGUGAGCUCACCCCGGGUGCGCGUGCUUUCAGAGGAGGGUCAGCCCCUGGCCGUGCAGAUCAGCGCACACUGGAGCUCUGCCACCGACAUGGUCCCUGACGUCUAUCAGGUGUCUCUGCCUGUCCGCCUGCCAGCACUGGGUCUUGGCGUCCUGCAGCUGCAGCAGGGCCUGGAUGGGCCCCGCACGCUGCCCUCCUCCGUGCGCGUCUACCUACACGGGCGGCCGCUGUCCGUCAGCAGGAAUGAGGCAUUCCCUCUCCGGGUCAUUGACUCGGGCACCAGUGACUUCGCCCUCAGCAACCGCUACAUGCAGGUCUGGUUCUCAGGCCUUACCGGGCUCCUCAAGAGUGUCCGAAGGGUGGAUGAGGAGCAAGAACAGCGGGUGGACAUGGAGUUCCUCGUCUAUGGCACCCGCUCAUCCAAAGACAAGAGCGGCGCCUACCUCUUCCUGCCCGACGGCGAGGCCAAGCCCUAUGUCCCCAGGGACCCACCCGUGCUGCGUGUCACUGAAGGCCCUUUCUUCUCAGAGGUGGUUGCCUGCUACGAGCACGUUCACCAGGUGGUCCGGCUGUAUAACCUGCCAGGGGUGGAGGGGCUGUCCCUGGAUGUGUCGUCCUUGGUGGACAUCCGGGACUACGUCAAUAAGGAGCUGGCCCUGCGCAUUCGCACGGACAUCGACAGCCAGGGCGCCUUCUUCACGGACCUCAAUGGCUUUCAGGUGCAGCCCCGACGGUAUCUGAAGAAGCUGCCCCUGCAGGCCAACUUCUACCCCAUGCCCGUCAUGGCCUACCUCCAGGACGCUCAGAACCGCCUCACGCUGCACACGGCCCAGGCCCUGGGCGUCUCCAGCCUGCACAAUGGCCAGCUAGAGGUGAUCUUGGACCGAAGACUGAUGCAGGACGACAACCGGGGCCUCGGCCAGGGGCUCAAGGACAACAAGAGAACCUGCAACCACUUCCGCCUCCUGUUGGAACGGCGAACCCUGGGCAGGGAGGUCCGCGAAGGCCCCUCUACAAGCUACCCAUCCCUCCUCAGCCACCUGACGUCCAUGUACCUGAACACCCCUGUGCUCGCCCUGCCCGUGGCCAGGAGGCAGGCCCCCGGCCCCGCUCUGCGCUCUUUUCACCCUCUGGCCUCCUCACUGCCCUGUGACUUCCACCUGCUCAACCUGCGGACGCUCCAGGCUGAGGAGGAUGGCUUGCCCUCGGCAGAAACCGCGCUCCUCUUACACCGCAAGGGUUUUGACUGUGGCCUUGAGGCCAAGAACUUGGGUUUCAACUGCACCACAAGCCAAGGCAAGGUGGCCCUGGGGAGCCUCUUCCAUGGCCUGGACGUGGUUUUCCUGCAGCCAACCUCCUUGACCCUGCUGUACCCUCUGGCCUCGCCCUCCAAUAGCACUGAUGUCUACGUGGAGCCCAUGGAGAUCGCCACCUUCCGCCUCCGCUUGGGCUAGAUCUCCUUGUGGCCUGAAAGGAAGAUUCAUCCACGGAGACUGGCCUCUUCACACGAGAUCGGGUUGGACAAGCCACACCCGGUAUCCUGUCCCGAUCUACCUCUCAGAACCAUGACAGACUGGGCUCUGCCCUCAUUUUCCCUUUAUCGUUGCGUCUGUGCAGGGGGGCAGCCCGCAGGCCCAGUGUUGGGUGGAUAGGUAGGGCAGCGCCGCUGAGAUGCAGCAGCAAAGGCCCUUGCUCAGAGGGGGCAGUGCUAGCCUCUGCUUUGGGGUGUGCGUGUCCACUUCGUGGGGCACCGGCUCAGGCAUCCACCCUGUUCCGCGAAUGGGAUGGAGGAGAAGCAGGGGAGGCUGAGUGGGCCACAGCCUGGCGUCAGGCUCACAGUGGGCAACAGCUGACUCUAGGGGAGUCCCGUAGUUGUGUAAGGACACAUGUCCUGAUGUGACAAGCAGGAGCAGAGCAACACCAGGAGGAGGGGGCUGGGUACUGAGGGUUAGCCGUGGGGUGGAGGAGUAGAAGGAAUGGCUGUUCGUGUGACAGCUCCUUUCGGAAGUGCUCCCUGACCCGCAUACCCUGGCCAGGGGCUGCUGUGUGGCAGGAAGGACUCAUGACUGCCGUGGCCGCAGGGCAUAGGACACUUCAGGUACCAAAACCCCCAUCUCAGACUGGGCACUUGGUCUGCGUGUUGAUUUGUGGGGUGAGGGAGGGGCCACCCUGCUUGACUCCUUUGGUUCCUGCACGCUGUCCACCACUCUCCCCAGGAGCCGCUUCCUAUCACAGGGGCGUUUGAUCCGGCACAUUUCCUUUCCCUGGAAAGAAAGUGAAGCUUCCAACUUGAGAAGGCUUCCGACAUCAUCCUUGCAGGCCUGAAGCUUCUCCUUGCACAUCCUUCUACAGAAGUCUUUGUGGGGAACUAGGGAGACAUAGACUAAAUUAGGAGGCACUGUGGCUGCUCGUCAGCCUUCAUUGCAGCUUCGAUUAUUAGAGAAAAAUUUAUCAUAGUCUCUAUAGACGCUGAAACAACAUUUGGUAAAAUUUAAAAUCUAUUCCUUAUUAAACAAUAUUUGGUAAAAUUUAAAAUCCAUCCCUUGUUAAACUCUUGGUGAGUUAAAGAUUAGGAAGAAACAUCCUAACCUAGAUAAAGGUGUCUCCAUCUGAAACCAGUAGUCAGUGGCAUUCUAAAGAGCCAACCACAACAGACAUUCCCAGCAAAAUCAGAGAUUCACCAAGGCCAUACAGUUAUUUAGCUGUGUUCUGGCACUACUAACACCUGCAGUGUGGCAGAUGAGACGGGUGAGCAAAAGUUCCAAAACAUCCAUCCAAUACAAUCCAAGAGGAUCAACUCAAGACCUAUUAAGAGCAUUCUGUAUGUCGACUUAAACGAUGCAUGUUACAGUUCUGUAAAGAUUCUCGUUCUCUGCAAAUCAUCCUAUAAAUUCAAUGUAUUCCAGUGAGAUUGGAUACUUUUUGGAAUUUGACAGGUUCCAAAAUUGUCAACAUCUGUUGGAUCAUAGAAAAAGCAAGAGAAUUAAAAAAAAACAUCUGCUUCAGUGACUAUGCUAAAACUUUUGUGUGGAUCACAAACUGUGGAAAAUUCUUAAAGAGAUAGGAAUGCCAGACCACCUUACCUGCCUCCUAAGAAACCUGUGUGUAGGUCAAGAAACAAUAGUUAGAACCAGACAUAGAACAAUGGACUGGUUCAAAAAUGGGUAUAUAUUGUUACUCUGCUUAUUUAACUUAUAUGCAGAGUACAUCAUGCAAAAUGCUGGGCUGAAGGGAGCACAAGCUGGAAUCAAGAUUACCGGGAGAAAUGUCAGUAACCUCAGAUAUGCAGAUGACACCACCCUUAUGGCAGAAAGGGAAGAGGAACUAAAAAGCCUGUUGACAAAGGUGAAAGAGGAGAGCCAGAAAAAGCUGGCUUAAAAUUCAGCAUUCAAAAAACUAAGAUCAUGGCAUCCAGCCCCAUUGCUUCAUGGCAAAUAGAUGGGGAAACAGUGGAAACAGUGACAGACUUUAUUUUCUUGGGCUCCAAAAUCACUGUGGAUGAUGACUGCAGCCAUAAAAUUAAAACAUGCUUGCUUCUUGGAAGAAAAGCUGUGACAAACCUAGACAGCGUUUUAAAAAGCAGAGACAUUACUUUGCUGACAAAGGUCCGUAUAGUCAAAGCUAUGGUUUUUCCAGCAGUCAUUUAUGAAUUGUGAGAGUUGGACCAUAAAGAAGGCUAAGCGCUGAAGAAUUGAUGCUUUUGAACUGUGAUGUUGGAGAAAACUCUUCAGAGUUCCUUGGACAGCAGGGAGAUCAAACCAGUCAAUCCUAAAGGAAAUCAACCCUGAAUAUUCUUUGGAAGGACUGAUGCUGAAGCCCCAAUACUUUGACCACCUGAUGCGAAGAGCUGAUUCAUUGGAAAAGACCCUGAUGCUGGGAAAGAUUGAAGGCAGGAGGAGAAGGGGAUGACAGGUUGAGAUGGUUGAAUGGUAUCACUGAUUCAAUGGACAUGAGUUUAAGCAAGCUCUGGGAGAUGGCGAAGGACAGGGAAGCCUGGUAUCCUGCAGUCCAUGGGGUCACAAAGAGUCGGAUAUGACUUAGCGGCUGAAUGACAACAGCGUCCAUUUGGUAGAGUAAAUGUGUGAGACUACUAAGAAAAUUCUGAAUGAGCAGAGGGUGGGUGGGGCAGUCGUGCUGGGUAAAAGGCACUAGAUUUCCCAGGGGGCUCUGGGGUGGGAUCAGACUGCUGGGGUCAAAGGGAGAGCCCAGCAUCAGACCCAGGUGUGAGGGACUCAGUACAGGACACAGGAGUAUUUUAAGUGGGAAAAAGAUGGAUUAUUUAAUAAAGACUACAGUAACUGCCUAUCUAUUAAAACAAGAGCUCUCUACCUCACAGAUUCCACAAAAAGUAGCUCCAGGGGGAAAAAACAAAAAAUUGAACUCCAGAAUUACUGAGGAAAAUAUAGGAUAUUUUUGUAUUCCAGUGUGGAAAGGUCUUUUCUGAACAGGACAGAAAACUUAAAAGCUAUAAUAAGGGAGAAGAUAAACAGAUUUUACCGCCAAAAAUAUGUGUAAAGUUUGUUUAUGAUGGAAACCACCAAGAUUAGAACACAAAUGACUGGGAGAAAAUAUUUGCAGCACAUUGGUGUGUAUGAUCACUUCAGGAGAAUAACUUGCUUUGAGCUCCUUAGAGCAAGUCAUGGGGCCUACUGAGCAGUGGCCAGCUGAAUUUUUCUGGGUCACCCAGGGUCAUUGCUGCCAGGCCAGGACAUGCGGCAUCCUGUCUGUGUCACAGGGAAAGAAUGAAGGUUAUCAGAGAAUGUGACACAUUCUCUGUCACACAAAGAAUGAAGUGCUGAGCACAGUGCCUGGUACAUUUAAUAUAAGAGCUCAGUAAAUAUGAGCUACAAUCAUGUUCAGUAAGGAUGCUAAGCAAUUACAUUAUAGCUGGUGUUAUUUACUAGUAUAACUUGUAAUCCAGUUUUAAGGGAGAACCUGUAAACCCCCUAGGAAAUUAGUAAAAUAAAGGCUGUUCUCUUUGGAGGUACUAGAUGUGCAAAGAGGUUAUUCAUCUGCCAGGAACUGAAGUGUUCGUUCCUACAUACUGGCCUCUUAGAACCCCAUAAGGCAGCAUUGCUCAAGGUGUGGUCCACAAUCACCAGAAUUACUCGUUGAAAGUCUAGCUGCCCGGCCUGUGCUGGCCGGGGCUGCUCCUUCGGCCGGCACACUGGAGGGGCAUCUGUGCAGCAGAGCCAUGGGUCCCCAAGACUGACUGGUGAUGAGAACAAGAAAUAAAACCCUCCCCCAGCGCACAGGAGGAGAAACAGAUUCCUUGGCACAGCCUGUUGAACCAAUCUCUGGGAGGAGGGAGCCAAGAAUCCACACUUAAAACAAGCUCCCAGGUGAGUCUGCUGCACUUAUAAUUUGAAAAAGGGCCUACUAUUCUAAGGCUAGCAGUAACACUUUCCCAUGGAGCUCUGGCCCUCAGGCCUCACAAUUCUGAGGGUUACAUCAAAACCAGAACCAGAUCCCUAAUGUAUACUUGAGGAAGUGUUUGCAGUUCAGGAAGAUGGAUUACUUGUGCUUGAUUGAAAUUUUUUUAAUAUACUUUUCAGCUUCUAAAAGGAUACUAAAUUUUACACAUACUUUGAUCCCAUUUGUUUAAAGUAUUACUGCUGUAUGGACUCAUAACUGUACCAACUUCGUUCUGACAGAUUUCCCUUUAUGGUAUGUGGUAGAAAAAAAUGAUGCCUCUUUUGCCCUUUGUAGAAGAAUGCACAUUUCCAGUUCAGAAAUACUCAAAAUAUGUAUGUAAGUAAUCCAGUUUAUAAAAUGUGAUGUUGAGAAUACAACAGCCUUGUUAGAAACCA
Dama dama (fallow deer) is the source of this 8141-nucleotide messenger RNA. RefSeq names its product mannosidase alpha class 2A member 2 (gene MAN2A2). Lineage: Eukaryota; Metazoa; Chordata; Mammalia; Artiodactyla; Cervidae. Gene Ontology annotation, biological process: mannose metabolic process; N-glycan processing; protein deglycosylation. The coding region runs from base 333 to 3785 and encodes 1150 amino acids. The record is from RefSeq and is a predicted model, not a curated record. The transcript has 24 exons. Gene Ontology annotation, cellular component: Golgi membrane. Gene Ontology annotation, molecular function: carbohydrate binding; alpha-mannosidase activity.